This is a messenger RNA of Condylostylus longicornis, 4218 nucleotides long. It is a transcript of the gene Pi3K21B, whose product is annotated as phosphatidylinositol 3-kinase regulatory subunit alpha. Gene Ontology annotation, biological process: phosphatidylinositol phosphate biosynthetic process; insulin receptor signaling pathway. Gene Ontology annotation, molecular function: 1-phosphatidylinositol-3-kinase regulator activity; protein binding. Gene Ontology annotation, cellular component: phosphatidylinositol 3-kinase complex. NCBI's taxonomy places the organism in Eukaryota, Metazoa, Arthropoda, Insecta, Diptera, Dolichopodidae. The record is from RefSeq and is a predicted model, not a curated record. The transcript has 4 exons. The coding region runs from base 316 to 3723 and encodes 1135 amino acids.
AUUAUGAUGGUCGGCCAUGUUUUUCAUCGAGAUGAAAGAAUUAAAUUUUGCAAUCAAAAGUGAUUAAACACCUCCUAACAAAUUAUUUUUAGUCUUUAAAUUAUUAUGUAUUUUGUGUUAAUUUAAGUUAGUAUUUUUAAAUGUUAUAAAUCUAAAUUAAAAUGUAUCCUCGUGUGUUCAAUUAAUUGCUUUGUAUAUUGAAAGAAGGCAAAAAUACCGACAAGUUUGAGAUUAACUAUUAUUAUUAUAUUAAAAAAGAUAUUGCAAAAUUGUGUGUACUUGCUGAGAUAUUGGUCUAUCCCAUAAAUUAACAAAAUGUCAAGCGAAACAGAAACGAUUAUAUUUUGCCGUGCAACCCGUACUUUCAAGGGUGUACUUAGUUUUCAAUUAUCUUAUAAUCAAAACGAUUUUCUUGCACUUCGUUGUCAAAAAGGUUUAACAUUCCAACAAAUUCGGCAAAAUUAUAAGAUGAUAGAUGCUAUUAAUGAAAGAACUAAGAAAAGUGGUCUGGUGGCUAUAGACGCAAUUGAACCAUUAGAUGCUGCUCCGACUUCCCAAAUUAUAAGUGGAUAUGUUCAACCAAAAAGAAAGAUUUCAACUACACAAAGUAUUUCAACAGAAGGUAUGACCGACGAUACUUAUGUUACUUUUUUUGGUUGUGAUAAUACAGCAGUAGAAGCAACAUGUGAUCUUAAAAGUGAAUGUAAUUGGCAUAAUUUGGUAAAUGUGUACUUUUUAAUGCCAAUUAUUUGUGCACAUUGUAAGGAUUAUAUAUGGGGUCAAGGACGUCAGGGCGUUAGCUGUAGUGAUUGCUUAACAUGUUUUCAUAUACCGUGUAAACAAUUUAGCCAACAAUACAACUGCGAACAGCACACAAAAAUAUAUCCAGUUACGCCUCAAACUAAUUAUAAUGAUACGCCGAUUAUCAAAUGGACAAAUUCUAAUAUCCUUGAAUGGUUGGCUGCUGUCAAUUUAUACUCUUUUAUUGAAAUUUUUAAAGUCAACAACAUAAAAGGAUGCGAUAUUCAAAAUAUUGACGACGAUAAAUUGCGAUAUAUGGGAAUUAAAGAUUCCUUUCAUAGAUUAGCUAUAUUAGUAUGUUUAGAUGAAUUAAAAAGUGGUUGUCUAACGUCUGAACAGCCAGUUAGGCCAGAUUUAAGUCACGAAUUGGUACCUAUUUCGGGCACUUCAGCAUCAGAACAGCAUGAGUGUGAUCUUCCUUUAUUAACAAAAGUUACAAAACAUUAUAAUCAAGAAGAAAAUAGUUUUAGUGGAAAAAAUAGUAGCAUAUAUCAACACAUGAUGAUAGAAUGUAGCUUUAAUUCAGUCAAACGAUGUGAUAAAUGCCAUCGUCAUUUACGUGGCAUUCUAAAUCAAGGGUUAAUGUGUGUGAUCUGUAAUUUUAUUGUACAUCGAACUUGUUUAGCUAACGGUUUACAAAAUUUUCAAUGUAAAGGUAUUCAGAAAGAAUUGCCAGCGCGUAGUGAUGACAAUACUAGUGUAAUUGAGAAUAUAGCUACCGCAAGUGGAAAUGAAAAUAACACUCUAAGCGCUUCUAACACAAAUCAAAUUGAAACAUCACCAUGUUCAUUAGUUGCAGCAACAGGAGCUACACCCCACCAACAUAAACAGCUAAAUGCGAGAUUAUUAAAAUUAGUACCAAAUUUAAGUCAACAAUUCAAUGUAAAAGAAAUGCCGGCACCAGUAUCGUUAAUUAUUUGCAUUAGAGCUUUGGAAGCACUUUGUAAAAAAGACGACUACUGUCAAAUAGAUUUAUAUAAGUUAUAUAAAUCUAAUGCCCUUUUAGAAGAUCUAGAAAAUGAUAAGGAAUUUUUCGAUUUAACUGCUACUGGUAGCAUCAAUUUAAUGAAUAUAGAUCCGCAGUAUAUAGUAGGUUAUAUGAAAAAAUAUCUAAGAGAAUUGAAGGACCCCUUGAUACCGUUGCAGUGGUACGACAAUUUUAUAGCUGCUUCAAAAUUAACCCCAGAUGAUCAGGCUAUAUUAUGCCUUCGUAGCUAUAUACGUGAUUUACCAGAAAAUCAUAAGUCCACUUUACAAUAUUUUUUCGACCAUUUACGACGUAUGGCUUGGUUGCAAUAUAAUCGCGGAAGGCGGGAACCACCGACGAUUUUAAUUCAAUCAUUAUGUCAUAUUAUAAUAAGACCCCCGUGGAAUAAAAUUAUUCAAAUAAUUAAUAAUACAGAAAGUCAUACUCGAAUAAUCGAGUUAUUAUUUUAUCACGGGGAGUUUCAUGAGCCUGUUCCUGAAUUUGAUGUUGCUCCGGCAUUGCCACCCAGGAAAAAUUCACGAAUCGGAAAUCCCAGUCACUUUGUUCCAUUACCUGCAAAAGCCCCAAGUGUUCCCACAGUUAUUAGCCGAGAUUCUAUGACUUCUUUACCAAUGCAAAUUCAUUCGACAAAUCCAGGAUGUGAGCAAUUAAAAGAUGCUGAAUGGUAUUGGGGAGAUAUCACGAGAGAUGAAGUUAAAGAAAAAUUAGCAGGGUGUCCAGAUGGCAGUUUUUUAGUAAGAGAUGCAUCAUCUAAAUGUGGUGAAUAUACUUUAACAUUAAUUAAGGAUGGAACGGAAAAAUUGAUUAAAAUUUGUCAAGAAAAUGGGAAAUAUGGCUUUGUUAAACCAUAUAAAUUUAAUUCUGUCAUGGAAUUGAUUCAACACUAUAAAGAGCACUCUUUAUGUCAAUACAAUGUUUUAUUAGAUAUUAAGCUAACUAAUCCUGUUUGUCGAAGUAUUGAAGAUGAUGAUAGUGGCAUAGGAAGUUCAAUUGGUGGUUAUUCACCUAGUACUGUUGAUUUAAAUAAGAUGAUUAAACAAUUCAUACAUUACUACAAAACGCUGGCCCAAAAAAAGCAACACUUGCAAGCUAAAAAGGAGCAGUAUGAGGCAGCUGAAAAUGAAUUAAAUGUUAAAAAGCCUGCGCAUGAAGCUUUUUGCAAAGCUAUUAAGAUGUUUGAAGAUCAAAUUAAACUGCAGGAAAAAUAUCGCAUAGAAGCUCAGCCCAACGAAAUUAAACAAAUAGAUAAAAAUGCGGAAUUGCUAAAAUCACGACUGAAAGCUUUACGUGAAAGUAGUGAACAAUUAGAUUUGUAUCUAAAAGAAAAGAAAGAUUAUUAUCAUUCGAUUGAACGUGAUAUUAAUGCAGCUAAGCCGGAGGUAAAUAAUUUGCAAAAGCAAAAAGAUAAAUUGCAAGAUCGUUUGAUACAAUACGGUUUAAAAGAAGAAGAAUUAAAACAAAUUAUAGAACAUGGUUUUGAUGAUUGGAAAAAAAAACAUAAAUCAGAAAUGGAACAACCACAUCACGAUCAAAGCACUUGGUACAGUGCCGAUUGUACCAGGUCACAUGCCGAGCAGUUAUUAGCAAACAUGCCAACAGGCACAUUUUUAAUUAGACCGCGAAUGAACGGACAUUUCGCGUUAUCUAUUGUUUGCAAAAAUACCAUAAAUCAUUGUAUAAUACAUGAAACAGAACGUGGUUAUGCUUUCACAGAACUUUAUAAUAUAUAUGAUUCUUUAAAAAGUUUGGUUUUACAUUACGCUAACAAUUCAUUAGAAGAACACAAUGAUAAAUUAACAACAACCUUAAAACAUCCAAUAUUUUAUAUUAAAAAUGAACAAGAAAAAAUGCGUCAACAGCAACAAUCUCAACAAAACAGCAAUCUUAGCAGUUCGAUAAGUUCCUCAACUGCAGAUUUAAUGGAAUUUCAAUAAGCAUAUUAUGUAAUAAAUAUAGACGGAAACGAAAAAUAAAACACAUUAAAACCUUUUAAUAUAAAAAUGGUAUAAAUAUCAAUCAAUUUUUAUGUAUAAUUUGCUGAGAAAUUUUUUACAUUUUAUCUCGUCAAAUUUUAUAUUAUAACAAUUACUAAAUAGGUGUUAAAAGUAGAUUUUACCCAUAAAAAAAUAGAACUUGUAUUCGAAAACAAAAAAAUGUCAAUAUUAACAUAGUUAUAUACAUCGUAAUGAAUCCAGUUCUUAAAAAUUUGUUGAAGCUGUGAAGUUUAACAUUUUGAUUAUUUUACUUACUUUACUUAUUGUUAAAUAAACAAUCUCUUUUAUAUUAAUAAAUUUUAUUUGUGAUUAUACAAAAUAUAAUAAUGUAAAAGAUUAAAGAAUAUGCAAAUUAUUUGACAUUGGAGCAGUAUAAAAAAAGAAAUGUCGAUAUGUAAAAAUUUUGUAAAUGUUAUUUUUAUAAUAAUUAAAAAC